Molecule: messenger RNA, 1877 nt
Organism: Magnolia sinica
Lineage: Eukaryota; Viridiplantae; Streptophyta; Magnoliopsida; Magnoliales; Magnoliaceae
Product: ankyrin repeat-containing protein At2g01680-like
Exons: 2
Coding region: 54-1625 (523 amino acids)
Cellular component (GO): plasma membrane
Molecular function (GO): protein phosphatase regulator activity; protein phosphatase 1 binding
Source: RefSeq, a predicted model, not a curated record
ACUAUCGUACUACAGCCCAUUUGUAACCGUGUAAGUCCAGUUCAGUGCUAGGCAUGGAUCCGAAGCUUCGUGGAGAUCGAGCUGCCCGCCAUCAUCCCCUCGAUGAACCGCACCACCUCCAGGAAAUCAUCGAUUAUGCCCUUGUCGCCCUAGAGACUCCCUUGAACGUAGCAUUGCUACAAGGGCACGUCGUGACUGCUUCCGAGAUCCUAAAUCAGAAUCCGGCACUCUCACACGAACCUAACAGAAGCGGGUCUUACCCUUUGCAUGUGGCUUCGGCCAGAGGCUACGAACAGAUAGUGCAGAAGUUGUUGGAGAUCGAUCCUUCUCUCUGUCUCCUCCGUGACAAGGAAGGAAGAACUCCUCUUCAUUUAGCUGCUUUGAAUGGCCAAACUGGUGUGCUGGGGAAACUCUAUCCAAUUCACGCCAAGCAGAAAAAGCUCCGUAAGUCACUUGCUGGACGUCAGGCUGAUGAAGAAGAGCCGAUUCUACACCUCUGCGUGAAGCAUAACCAGCUUGAGGCCGCCAAGUUUUUUCUGAAAGAAGAAGAGGAUUCUAAGAACAACGCCUGCAAGAAAGAUAAGAGGCUUAUAACAACCAAGGACUGCAACGGAAACACAGUGUUGCACCUCGCUGCGGCUAGAGAAGAUUCUCAGGCAUCCUUUCUUUCUUUCAUUCUCCUCUUCUUUAAUUUUCUUUCCUGGGGCCUCACUUUUCUCUUUCAGAUGUUGGGGUUUCUGCUUGGGAAGAUCAAAGUCAAGGAUGAUUUGAACGCAACAAAUAACUAUGGCUACACCGCCUUAGAUAUCUCAAAAGAUUCUUCCAAUGACAAAAUAAUCAAUGACAUGAUUAAAGCAAAAGGAGGUGUAAGCAACAAAAUUGGAGGGAAAUGGAACCCGUUCAUACGGAAUAGCUGGGACAAUUGGUACAUGAAAGAAGAAGUCUGGGCAAAUGAGAUGCACAAUACAUUGAUGGUGGUGGCGACACUGAUUGUAGCAGUCACAUUCCAGGGUGCAAUCAACCCUCCUGGAGGCGUCUGGCAGGAUCCAGAAUCUUCGAAUUCAAUCUCUCCAUCGCCAUCUCCCAUGCCUUCCUCACAUGUUGCUUCUCUUACAACUGGAACAACGAUUCAUGAUAACACCAACAAUCAAGCAUUCCGAUCGUUUAUGCACACAUCUUACUCUACGCAGCCUGGGACGGCCAUUCAUAAUAAUGUGAACUUUACUGGGUUCAAAAUAUUCAUGUAUUUCGACAUGAUCGCGUUCGCUGCAUCGCUGUCUAUCAUUCUAUCCCUGGUGAGUGGGUUUCCACUUAGGCGCCAGUCUACAACUUGGGUGUUGGUCUUCACCAUGUGGGCCGCAUUGUCCUCUAUGGCUAUGGCUUUUGUGUUUGGCACCAAAAUAAUCAUCGGUUGUGACAACGUCCUUAAAAAAAUGCCUUAUAUUCUAUAUAGCUGGUUGGGAGCCAUGGUCCUAGUUUUCUUAUUCCACUGUAUCAUCCUUGUAGUCCGUUUAUGGGGUGAAAUCAAGAAGCCUUGGGUCUACCUGUGGGAUAAGCUCCAACAGACCAGGGACGCGACCGAGGGGAAGAAGGACAAGGAGGCGGAGGGUUGUUGCUGGCCAUGAUGGCUUGAGUGAUAAGUGUGUGCUUGGACCCUACAGAUUUUAUGUGGUAUGAUGAUGAAUGUGUGUACUCUUUUCAUGUGUUUCCUAGCGUUGCUUUUGGCAUUAAAAGGCCAGGAUGACUGAAUGUACAACAUCAGCAGCAACGUUUAAAACUUGAAAACUCGAUGAGUCCAGUGACUAGGUUGAGUACUUCUGAGUUUUGAACACUGUCCAAAUUUAAGGUGUUAAAUUUGUUAAUGUUGUUGCGUUGGU